Messenger RNA from Orycteropus afer afer, 1182 nucleotides. RefSeq names its product elongation factor for RNA polymerase II 3 (gene ELL3). Gene Ontology annotation, biological process: transcription elongation by RNA polymerase II; positive regulation of transcription elongation by RNA polymerase II; snRNA transcription by RNA polymerase II. The transcript is spliced from 11 exons. Gene Ontology annotation, cellular component: transcription elongation factor complex. Bases 1 to 1182 code for a protein of 393 amino acids. The record is from RefSeq and is a predicted model, not a curated record. Gene Ontology annotation, molecular function: cis-regulatory region sequence-specific DNA binding. Lineage: Eukaryota; Metazoa; Chordata; Mammalia; Tubulidentata; Orycteropodidae.
AUGGAAGGACCCCAGGAACCUCUGAGUGGGAAGCUCCGGCUCUGCUUCUCCCCGGCUGCCCGGACCAGCCUCCUGCUGCUCAGGCUUAACGACGCGGCACUACAGGCGUUGCAAGAGUGUCAGCGGCAACAGGUACGGCCAGCGAUCGCCUUCCAAGGCAACCGCGGGUAUCUGAGGCUCCCAGGCCCUGGCUGGUCCUGCCUUUUCUCCUUCAUAGUGUCCCAGUGUGGUCAGGAAGGUCCUGGUGGCAGCUUGGAUCUUGUGUGCCAAAGGUUGGGCAGAUCUGGUCCUAACCGCCUCCACUGCCUGGGCCCACUCAGGGAACGCCUCACCAUAUGGGCAGCCAUGGAUUCUAUCCCAGCUCCAUCUUUAGUUCAGGGACACAUCCUGAGUGAAGCCAGAGAUCCAGAGAGUUGGCAGAAUACUGGAAAUGAUUCUGAAGGAGAUACAAUAUCACAGCCACAGGUGGCACUAGAGGAAGUGCCAGAUCUGCUGGCAACCAACCAAGGACAGUCACUCCCAGGAUCCUCCAGGGAACACAUGGCACAGUGGGAAGUGAGGAACCAGACUCAUCUUCCAAACAGCAAGCCUGAUCAGAAACUCUCUUCCUCUGCCAGCCAGAAAUAUCUGGACAAGAAACGUCCAGCAUCUGCAGCCAGUACGGAACUAAAAGAAAAGAGGCUCAGAGCUCUGCCUCUAGCUCCAAGUCCCCUACAAGAGCUGCCCAGUCAGGACCUACAAGAGGAAGACUGGGAACAAGAAGAUGAAGACAUGGGUCCCAGGCUGGAGGACAGUCCUUCAGUUCAAGCAGACUCUGAAUCCCCAAGCCCUGAAGAGAUACCAGACUACGUCCUGCAAUACAGGGCCAUCCAGAGUGCAGAGCAGCAACACGCCUAUGAGCAAGACUUUGAGACAGAUUAUGCUGAGUAUCGUAUCCUACAUGCCCGUGUUGGAGCUGCAAGCCAAAGAUUCAUAGAGUUGGGAGCAGAGAUCAAGAGAGUUCAACGAGGAACUCCUGAACACAAGGUGCUAGAAGAGAAGAUAGUCAAGGAAUAUAAAAAGUUCAGGAAGCGGUACCCAGGUUACAGGGAAGAAAAACGUCGCUGUGAGUACCUGCAUCAGAAAUUAUCCCACAUUAAAGGUCUCAUCCUGGAGUUUGAGGAAAAGAAUAGAGGUAGCUAA